CAAACCGUGGCUUGCAGUUCGGCCUCCGGACACCAGGCGGCAGCAGAGGCGACGAUUCACACGGAAGCGGACAAUCACCAAAACAGCGGCAGUUUCCUUUCCGUGUAGCUGGCUAGCUAGCUCACCAUGAACCCCUUAACGAAGGUGAGGCUGAUCAACGAGCUGAACGAGCGCGAGGCCGACCUCGGCGUCAAGGACGGCGUGUCCUGGCACUCAGAGUACAGAGACUCCGCCUGGAUAUUCAUCGGAGGGUUUCCAUACGAGCUGACGGAGGGUGACAUCAUCUGCGUCUUCUCCCAGUACGGCGAGGUCGUCAACAUCAACCUGGUGCGGGACAAGAAGACGGGCAAGUCCAAAGGUUUCUGCUUCCUGUGUUACGAGGACCAGCGCAGCACCAUCCUCGCUGUGGACAACUUCAACGGCAUCAAGAUCAAAGGGCGGACGAUCCGUGUGGAUCACGUUAAAGACUACCGUCCUCCCAAAGACUCGGAGGAUGUGGACGAGGUGACGAAGAGGCUGAGGGACGAAGGCUGCGCCCCCCGAGCCGCCGAGCCUUCAUCGUCUGAGGAAGAGGAGGAGCAGUACAGCGUCCCCGUGAAGAAGCCCAAGAAAGACAAGAAAGAGAAGAAGAAGAAGAAGAAAGAGAAGAAGGAGAAGAAGAAGAAGGAGAAGGAGAGCCAGUCACAGCGUUCCUCCUCUUCCUCCCCGUCUCCUCCUCCUCCUCCUCCUCCUCCUCCUCCUCCCACCGUCAGAGUGAAGCAGGAGAACGAGGACGACGGCUACGACCAGAGGGGGGCGCCACGCAACGGAGAGAGGGCGAGGGAGGGCGAGAGACACCGAGGAGAAGAGGAGAGGAGGAGAGAGAGAGACAGGGAGAGGGAGAGAGAGAGAGACAGACAGAGAGAGAGAGACAGGGAGAGAGACAGGCCCAGGGAGAGGGAGAGAGAGAGAGACGGCGAGAGGAGUAAAAACUGGGAGAGAGAGACAGAGAUUGACAGGAGGAGAGAGAGAGACACAGACAGGCAGAGAGAAAAAGAGAGAGACAGAGACACAGACAGAGACCAAGACAGAGACAGAGAGAGAGACAGGCAGAGAGAAAAAGAAAGAGACACAGACAGAGACAGAGAGAGAGACAGGCAGAGAGAGAGAGACAGAGACACAGACAGGCAAAGAGAGAGAGACAGGGAGAGAGACACAGACAGACAGCGAGAAAAAGAAAGAGACAGAGACACAGACAGGCAGAGAGAGAGAGACAGAGAGCGAGACAGGUCCACUAAACACAGGGAGCGUCUGUGAUGUGAAAUAGAACAGAAGUUGUUUUUUUUGUUGUUGUUUGUUUUUUCAUUUGUUGUUGUUUGUUUUUCAGUUUCAGGUCGUGUUCUGUGUCGGGGCCAAAAGAAUUCUGAGAAAAAAAUUCUGAAUUUUCAAGAUUAACAUCAGAAAUUUAUGAGGAAAAAAACUCACAAAAUAAUAAAAGUUUUCCUUUCACCUUUUUUUAAUCUCAGAGAAAAGUUGAGUGUUUUUCUCAGAACGACCUGAAACAGGAAACACGGUUCUUGUGUUGAAACGCUUGUAGAGACUCAGUGGCCCCUCAGAGGCCUGGAACCUCAUGUUGGGCCUCCUGGAAGACCCUCAGGGACCCCCCAGGGGCCCCCGACCACACGUUGAAACCCCCUGAUGCAGUGUGAUGUGAAAACGUGACAAAGUGGAAUAAAAAAAGCUGCUGAUGUGA
Messenger RNA from Myripristis murdjan (pinecone soldierfish), 1732 nucleotides. It is a transcript of the gene rbmx2, whose product is annotated as RNA binding motif protein X-linked 2. Lineage: Eukaryota; Metazoa; Chordata; Actinopteri; Holocentriformes; Holocentridae. The record is from RefSeq and is a predicted model, not a curated record. The coding region runs from base 127 to 1296 and encodes 389 amino acids. Gene Ontology annotation, biological process: mRNA splicing, via spliceosome. The transcript has 6 exons. Gene Ontology annotation, cellular component: catalytic step 2 spliceosome; U2 snRNP; precatalytic spliceosome. Gene Ontology annotation, molecular function: RNA binding.